CCAGUAUAUCCUGAAACUUGAAAAAGCCUAGAAGAGUUGAAACUUGAAAAAGCAUAGAAACUCUUCUGGGUUUCUAACUUGAAAGCUAAAAAUGAGAGUUUUUUGUGCAAUCCGGCCAUCAAUGGAUCUCUCUUCUCUGUCCAGAGGACCCUUCCUCAUUACCAGGACUCGACUUCCUUUCCCUGAGAAACUCUACUUCUGCAGAGCAAAGUUUGCUGAUUCUGAGGCAGAUGGAUCUUUUAGUUUAAGAGUGGUGCCUCCAACUCUGAUUACAGCAGAAAAAGAAGAAGCUAAGGCUGUUUUAACCUUGUUCUUGAAGAAGCAAGGUCUAAGCAAUGCAGUUGCUGCAAGGAUCAUCAACAAAUCAGGCCUUUUUAUUGACCACCUAGUGUCGACGCUUCAUUCUGUUCAUAAAUCUCGGUAUCUCGUAGGAAGAGAGCUCACAACUCUUGAGAUCAGGGAUGCUCUUACCCCUUACCUUGAAUCUCUCCUUGAAGAGCAUGGAAGAACUCUGGUCAAUGUAGUUGAAAAUUUUCCUGACCCACCAGUUAAAGAUAAACCUGUAACGCAGGUAUCUCCUCCAGAUUCAGCCGUUGACUCCAAGAAGUUAAAAGCUGUCUCUCGUGUUAGUGAGACAGGCCCAGCAGGGAAGCUCCGUCCUCAAGUUCUCUACCUCAUGGAGCUUGGUAUGGAUCUUGAGAAGAUCAAGGUAAUUACACGCAGAUUCCCAUCUUUUGCCUACUACAGUCUGGAGGGGAAAAUCAAACCUGUUGUUGAGUUCCUUCUUGAACUUGGUGUGCCAAAGUCUGACAUUCCCAUCAUUCUCAGUAAAAGGCCUCAACUGUGUGGAAUCAGUCUCUCUGAAAAUCUCAUACCCACCAUGACAUUCUUAGAAAAUUUGGGUGUGGACAAGAAACAGUGGGCAAAAGUUAUAUACCGGUUUCCUGCACUUCUUACUUAUAGCAGGCAAAAGGUUAAGACAACUUUAGAUUUCCUCUAUGAAAUGGGCAUUUCGUCAGAGAAUGUUGGUAAGAUUCUAACACGUUGUCCAAACAUAAUAAGUUAUAGUGUGGAGGACAAGCUACGGCCUACAGCUAAGUACUUCCGCUCAUUGGGUGUUGAUAUUGCUGUUCUUCUACUACGAUGUCCGCAGACAUUUGGCCUUAGCAUUGAGGCAAAUUUGAAGCCUGUAACAGAAUUUUUUCUUGAUAAAGGAUACACUGUGGAGGAAGUUGGGAUUAUGACUUCAAGAUGUGGAGCAUUAUAUACUUUUAGCUUGGUAGAUAACUUGAUACCGAAAUGGGAUUUCUUUUUAACCAUGGAUUAUUCAAAGUCAGAGCUGGUUAAAUUCCCUCAAUAUUUUGGCUACAGCUUGGAGGAGAGGAUUAAACCACGAGUUGCAGUUGUAAAGGAGUCUGGUGUGAAAUUACUGCUGAAUCAGAUUUUAUCAUUGUCAAGUCGUGACUUCGAAAAGGCUUUGAAGAAGAAAAUUGAGAAGCAGCUUACAGACCAAGUAUAACUGAUUCAUAUAGAAAGUAUCGACGUCAUAUUUUUUCAAGAAUGAGGUUUUGCAGGUAUUUUAAGACUUUUCUUUCUGAUGAAGGAACGAUAUGAUGGGAAAAUGAACUUGUCAUAGGGAAAAGAAAGUGCUUUCAACAGACUUCAGAGGUAACUUACCAUUUCUAAGUUCAGGUGUGACUUACUGUUUUUUUUGCAAAACCUAAAAACGACCUUCUUAGGGGUUGGCCCCAUUUUGUAUGGAAGAACGAAGAAGCAUUUAAGAUGUAGAUGUUAUUCUAGGUCUUUUAACCCAUCUUAUUUUAAAUUACCUUCAUGGUGAGUGUAUAUUUUUAUCCCUUCCAUAGGAUGUGAUUAUUGUGUUAGAGUUUCAUUUCAUGUUCUAAGUUCAUUCCAACGCUUUGGGAUGCAUUCUGUCGCUGACUUCUGAUGUGAUGACAUUUUAAAGUUUGAAGAUGAUGUCAUAAGGAGCCAUCUUUACUUUC
Theobroma cacao (cacao) is the source of this 2003-nucleotide messenger RNA. It is a transcript of the gene MDA1, whose product is annotated as Mitochondrial transcription termination factor family protein. Gene Ontology annotation, molecular function: double-stranded DNA binding. Gene Ontology annotation, biological process: regulation of DNA-templated transcription. The record is from RefSeq and is a predicted model, not a curated record. Lineage: Eukaryota; Viridiplantae; Streptophyta; Magnoliopsida; Malvales; Malvaceae.